Molecule: messenger RNA, 1903 nt
Organism: Astyanax mexicanus (Mexican tetra)
Lineage: Eukaryota; Metazoa; Chordata; Actinopteri; Characiformes; Acestrorhamphidae
Gene: vegfab
Product: vascular endothelial growth factor Ab
Exons: 8
Coding region: 595-1344 (249 amino acids)
Biological process (GO): positive regulation of endothelial cell proliferation; response to hypoxia; vascular endothelial growth factor signaling pathway
Cellular component (GO): membrane
Molecular function (GO): growth factor activity; chemoattractant activity; vascular endothelial growth factor receptor 1 binding
Source: RefSeq, a predicted model, not a curated record
UGCCGGUGUGACCGACAGUUGAAACCGCUCGAGCCCGAGACCAAAGACAACGGAGAGUCCAACAUUCCCCCACAGCGGCGCUUACCGAGCCCCAAGAGACCGUAAAGACGGGGAACACGGACAGACGCGGAUUUUGGGGUCCUGUGUGUUUCGACGACAGACUUCUGCCCGUGUUCUCGUCUUUUAGCCGCUUAGCUCUUAGUCGACUCGCACGUUCACAUUCAGCGGGCUGCCGUAACUCGGAGCUGCCUCAGUUUGAGCCCCCCUCCUCCUCCUCCUCCUGCUCCUCUCCUUAUCCCCGCUUUCCCCCUGAACACGACCGUGGAGACGACUGACAGCCUCCAGCAUGAGAUUACCACGGUAAUGUGGAUUGCAGUACUCUUUGGAGAAAACCUCGGUUUACUGAAGAACAACGGGAACGGGUUCGCCUCCUGGGUUCUCACGUUUCUGGAUAUUUUAAAAACCGUGAGUAACGGCUGAGAGCGCGUCCUGAGAGUGGCGUGUCCUGCCCGCGUGUGCCUUGUGGGGCCAAAAACGAGGAAAAUGGGAUUAUUGCCAGUUUAAGAUCGCUGAUCCAGUUCGGAAGUUUUCCACAUGUCUGUCCCGUUUUCAGAGACGGUUUCCCAUGCUCUUCAAAAAGUUAACCUUUCACCAGAAAGGAUUUUAAACAGACUUUUACGAUUUGCCCUUUCAAUCAUGAACUUUGCUGUCCGCUUGCUGCAGCUGUUUUGCAUAACCCUUCUGUAUUUUUCUGCCGUGAAGAGUGCCUACAUCCCCAAAGAGAGUGGAGGAAGUACACAUGAUGUGGUGUCCUUUACUGAGGUAUACAAUAAGUCAAUGUGUCGGCCGCGGGAGGUGCUAGUUGAGGUCCAGCAGGAGUAUCCAGACGACAUUGAGCACAUCUUCAUUCCAUCCUGUGUGGUUCUAAUGCGCUGUGCUGGCUGUUGCAAUGACGAGAUGCUGGAGUGCACGCCAACAAUUACGUACAAUAUCACCAUGGAGAUACAACGAUUAAAACCUCUGCGUAACAAAGGCAUAUCUUUAAUGAGUUUCACGGAGCAUGCGGAAUGUCAAUGCAGGCUAAAGAAAGACAUUCAGGAAAAGACAGAAAAAAAAGGCAAAGGGAAAGGUCAAAAGAGAAAGCGAAAGAAAAGUCAUGACAAAAAGCGGGACUUUACUCAUUGCAAGCCGUGCUGCAGUACCUGUUCUGAGCGGAGGAAGAGAUUAUUUAUUCAGGACUCGCAAACAUGCCAGUGCUCCUGCAAACACACAGAGGCUGACUGCAAACUAAGGCAACUUGAACUGAAUGAGAGGACAUGCAGAUGCGACCGGCCACGAAGAUAAAAGAAGAUCAGGCUUGGGAUUAUGGGACAAAGGAUCACUCACUAAUAAUUCAUUGCACAGCACUUUGAACCUUUGUCAGCUUUGUUAACUUUGGAAUCUGGAAGCAUUCCUCUGGACUGACUAAGACAGUGAAGAGCAGGUGUGCUUGAGAGAGCUAAUGAAAUCUGUGUUUGUAUAUGUAUAUUUAUAUGUAUACCCUUGUAUAUUUCCACAAAUGUGUAUAUUAAGCAAACAUGAGGACUUAAAAAGUAGAAAUAAUUGCUGCUAAAAAGACUGACGGUAGGGGUCAAAUGGUCAAAUGAUGAGAAAUUUAAUUCUGUUAGCAUGUGACUUGUUUCAUCUAUUCGCUGGAUUUGCAGUUUUGCUUGUUUGGUAAUAUAUCUAUUAACAGACAUCCAAGCAUCCAAUGAAACAUCAAAAGGACACUGGUGGCCUGAUAAAGUAGGCCCCUCUUACAGAUUUCUUUUGUUUUCACCUUUUUGUUAUACAUACUACUACAUUUUUCAGAUUAUCAAACUAACUUUAAAAUUAGACAAAUAUAACCUGAGUAAAUCUAAAA